AAGAUGGCGAUGGAGAAGGCUAAAGAGAUCGUUUCCAGCAACGGCGUCGUUGUUUUCAGCAAGUCGUAUUGUCCAUACUGUGUGAGAGUGAAGGAUCUUUUGAAACAACUGGGAGCUAAAUUCUUGGUCAUUGAGCUCGACAAAGAAAGUUUUGUUCAUGAACCCAUCCUCAAAAGUAAACCGAAUGAAUCUCACAAGCUGAGAUCUCGUUCCUCGCAGUUUCACAUUGUAAUCUCUCUCCCUCUCACCAAUUCGAUGGAAGAUGUUGUUGAAUCAACUCCAUCAUCGAAUUCACCACCGCCGUCAUCUUAUCCAUCUUCCGAUCCGACGCAAUCGUUUGCUCCUCUGCCUUCGUUCGCCAUGCCAACAAGGAUUCGACCGAAGAAGCCAAACGAUUCAUCCUGUUCUCCGAUUCCACCACCGCAUCAUAGUAAACCGAACGAAUCUCACAAGCUGAGAUCUCGUUCCUCUCAGUUUCACAAUACUCUCCAUGGUUUAUCAUGUUCAUUGCUGUUGUGUAAUAUUACAGGUGAUGGUAGCAAAGUUCAGUCAGCUCUUGCUGAAUGGACAGGACAACGCACCGUGCCUAAUGUGUUCAUAGGAGGAAAACACAUCGGUGGCUGUGACACAACAAUGAGCAUGCACAGUAACGGGAAGUUGAGAUGCUUUCUACUUCAGAUUCGUAGUAUAUUUGCUUACUAUUCUAGUUUUGCAAAUGUUUAA
Thlaspi arvense is the source of this 723-nucleotide messenger RNA. NCBI's taxonomy places the organism in Eukaryota, Viridiplantae, Streptophyta, Magnoliopsida, Brassicales, Brassicaceae. The record is from the annotation of a GenBank genome assembly.